AUGGCGCAAUGUCGACUACUGAACGAGCUCUACCAUCCUUGCGUUGUGCAGUACUUUGGCGUUUGUCUCAUCGCCCAACCGAACUGUUUCGUUUUCGAAUACGUGUCAGAAGGUCCCCUUGACGAGUGGCUUCGAAAUAAUAGGGAUAGUAUAAAACGAGACGAGCUGCUGUUAAUGGUUAUGAGUGCCGGUUGGGGACUCGAAUACCUCCAUCAGAACUCGAUACUCCACAGAGAUAUAGCCGCCAAGAACUGCCUCUACGACAAACAAUUUGCGAAGCUGAGCGGUUUUGAGAAAUCCAAGAAGGGCACCACGUACACAAUGAAAACGCCGAGAAAAAUGCCCGUAAGGUGGAUGGCUCCCGAAGUUUUGGAAACUUACGUGCACUCGCAAAAAUCCGACGUAUACACUUAUGGAAUUCUGAUUUAUGAAAUUUUUGCUUUGAAAGAGCCCUACGAAGGUCUUUCAAAUAUCAAUGCAAAACAGCUGUGUGUCACAGCGACGGUUCGCCAGAACAUGGACGCUCUGGUCACGAGAGACGUGGAACUGCAGUCACUGCCGAAUUUCGAAGAACCACGGACGAGGACUCCUCCUCAAGUGAAGAAGAAGAAAAGGAAAUAG
Ostertagia ostertagi is the source of this 621-nucleotide messenger RNA. The record is from the annotation of a GenBank genome assembly. NCBI's taxonomy places the organism in Eukaryota, Metazoa, Nematoda, Chromadorea, Rhabditida, Trichostrongylidae.